This is a messenger RNA of Calypte anna (Anna's hummingbird), 4308 nucleotides long. It is a transcript of the gene CCDC186, whose product is annotated as coiled-coil domain containing 186. Gene Ontology annotation, biological process: vesicle cytoskeletal trafficking. NCBI's taxonomy places the organism in Eukaryota, Metazoa, Chordata, Aves, Apodiformes, Trochilidae. Gene Ontology annotation, cellular component: trans-Golgi network. The record is from RefSeq and is a predicted model, not a curated record. Bases 145 to 2886 code for a protein of 913 amino acids. The transcript is spliced from 16 exons. Gene Ontology annotation, molecular function: small GTPase binding.
AGCACCGCCCGCCGCCGCCGCCAUCUUUGUUGAUGUGUCAGCUCGGCGGGGCGGUCGCGGCCGGCGGGGAGCACCGCAGCCAUGGGGGAGCUGCCGCCGCCGCCUUCCCUGCCAACCUCGUAGCGAGCGGAUUUCCAAAGAAAGAUGGAGGAACAUUUAUCAGAAAUGCAAAGCACACAGGACCCAGUCAGUCUGUCAGAUGAUGCCUCUUCCAGGUCCCCAGAUAAUGAGAAGACUGAUAAAACAUCUGGAAUGAAGGACUGCUCAAGCAUCAGUUACACUGGAGAUGAUGCUGGUGUUUUGGAAAGGGAAUCGAGGUUGUUGCCCUUGGAUCAGGAAUCAACAGGUAGUGGUGUAAGCAGCAAUGGGGCCCUGGCAAAAGGACAAGAGCAGCAGAGUGGGGAGGCAAACAGCUGUUCCAGUCCCUGCUCUGAAAGAAAGGUAGAAGACUCCACAAAACCAGAACGAAUAUCUAUUGAGGAAUUUGAACAACAAGAUCCAAAAAGUAAGCAGGCAGAACAGUCAUUAAUGGAAAUAUUACAGGAGCUCAGGGAGGAGUCUGACUUUGUGAAAAACUCUAGUGAUAAAAUCUAUUCGGAGAGCCCCUACGACACAGACUGCACCAAGAAGCUUAUUUCCACCAUACAUCAGACUUCCUCACAAGAGGAUUUGCUAAAGGAAAUAGAGUCUGAACUCUUAACUGCAGAUUUUCCAAAGGAGAGACAAUUCCCAAACGGUGUGAGGAAGGGUGAACAAGCCUUGGCCAUGUUUGAAAAAUGUGUGCAAGAUAAGUACCUGGAGCAAGAACAAACUAUUAAAAAAUUGAUUAAAGAAAAUAAAAAACAUCAGGAACUGAUUUUGGACAUUUGCUCAGAAAAGGAUAAUUUAAAAGAUGAAUUGAAAAAACGAACAGAAACAGAAAAGCAGCACCUAAACAUUAUUAAACAGCUGGAAGCAAGAAUGGAAGAGCUUAAUAAAGAAGUGAAAGCUAGUAAAGACAAACUUUUAACUCAAGAUGCAGCAGCCAAAAAUGCUAUUCAGCAGUUGCAUAAAGAAAUGGCCUUUCGAAUGGAACAGGCAAACAAGAAAUGUGAGGAAGCACGCCAUGAAAAGGAAACGAUGGUGAUGAAAUAUGUCCGAGGGGAGAAGGAGUCACUUGACCUUCGAAAGGAAAAGGAGAUUCUUGAGAGAAGAGUGAGAGAUGCAAACAAAGAAAUUGAAAAGCAUACUAAUAAAAUCAAGCAGCUUUCUCAGGAAAAAGGAAGAUUGCACCAACUCUAUGAAACUAAGGAUGGUGAAGCCACUCGACUCAACAGAGAAAUAGAAAAAUUGAAAGAAGAAAUCAAUUCUCAUAUUAUCAAAGUAAAAUGGGCUCAGAACAAAUUGAAAACAGAAAUGGAUGCACACAAGGAAACCAAAGAACGACUCAAAGAUGCAACAACAAAAUUAACUGAAGCAAAAGAAGAAGCAGACCAGAUAAGGAAAAACUGUCAAGAAAUGAUAAAAACCUAUCAAGAGUCAGAAGAAAUUAAAUCGAAUGAAUUGGAUGCAAAACUCAGAGUAACUAAAGGAGAACUAGAGAAACAAAUUCAGGAGAAGUCUGAUCAUCUGGAGGUGCAUCAUGCAAAAAUAAAAGAACUGGAAGACUUGAAGAGAACAUUCAAAGAAGGAAUGGAUGAACUUCGAACACUGAGAACAAAGGUAAAGUGUCUAGAAGAUGAGCGUUUAAGAACAGAAGAUGAGUUAUCCAAAUAUAAAGAAAUCAUUAAUAGACAGAAAGCUGAAAUUCAGAAUUUGCUGGACAGAGUCAAAGCUGUAGAUCGUCUGCAGGAUCAACAUCAGAGAGACGAACAAGAAAUCAGUGCUUUAAAGGAAGAAGUAGAUGGUUUCAAUUCUCUCAUUGCUGAUCUCCAGAAGGACAUUGAAGGUAGUCGGAAAAGAGAAUCUGAGCUAUUGAUAUUCACUGAAAAAUUAACCAGUAAGAAUGCACAGCUUCAGUCUGAAAACAAUUCCUUACAGAGCCAGUUGGAUAAGCUUUCUUACAGCGAAAGAGAGCUGCGCACUCAGCUGGAAUGUGUUCAGCAAACUAAAGAUGAUCUGGCCACCAAGUUGCAGAAGGAGGAGGAUCAGCGAAAGCUGGAGGUUGAGACCCUCCAGGCUCAGCUAACUUCAGAGCAGACAGAGCUGGCAGCACUGAAGACCCAUGUGGAUGAACUGAAAGAUGAACUGGCUACCCAGAAACGCAAGCAUGCAGCAAACCUGAAAGAUCUCUCAAAACAACUUCAGCUAGCACGGAGGAAAUUGGAUCAGAUGGAAAAUGGCAAUUAUGACAAAGAAGUCAGCAGCAUGGGGAGCCGUUCCAGUUCAUCAGGGUCCCUGAAUGCACGCAGCAGCAACGAGGAUCGGUCGCCUGAGAACACAGGGUCUUCAGUGGCUGUGGAUAGCUUCCCAGAGGUGGACAAGGCUGUCUUGGUUGAAAGAAUACUAAGGCUACAGAAGGCACAUGCACGAAAAAAUGAAAAGAUGGAGUUUAUGGAGGAUCACAUUAAACAGCUGGUGGAAGAAAUCAGGAAAAAAACAAAAAUUAUUCAGAGUUACAUUUUGCGGGAAGAAGCUGGAACACUCUCAUCAGAGGCCUCUGACUUCAACAAAGUACACUUGAGUAGACGGGGUGGGAUUAUGGCAUCUCUGUAUACAUCUCAUCCUGCAGAUAGUGGGCUCACGUUGGAACUCUCCUUAGAAAUAAACAGGAAGCUGCAGGCUGUGUUAGAAGAUACAUUACUGAAAAAUAUUACACUGAAAGAAAACCUUCAAACUCUAGGAACAGAAAUAGAACGACUUAUUAAACACAAGCAUGAACUGGAGCAGCGAAUAAAGCAGACAUAAGUAAAACUUCCAUAGAAUAACCAAUAUGAAGAUGUGGAGAAGGCAGGUGCAACAGACCACUGUUUUUCACAUUUUUUCUGAAAUUGGGUUGCCUGCCAGCACAAGGAUCUGACAUUUUGCAUAUAUAGCCUUUUUUAACCAUAAAGGCUUACUCGUGUGAGGGUUUGGCGUCAACAUGGUUCUGUCUGCUCAAUACCAGCCUGAGGUGUUUCUGAAUUUUACCACACACUACAUUUAUCUAAAGCUUUUAUUUGAAAUGAUGUAUAGAUGCUUUGUAGUGCAUACUAUGUUUUGAGUUGCAGUGAGAUUUAAAUUUCUGCACUGUGUAAUUAAUCAGUCUCUUAAUGAUGGAGCUUGAAAAAAAAUUAAACCAAUUAUGUCUUAGUUGCUGUUGAACAUAUCCCAAGUGUUACUGAGCUUCAAGGGCUUCUGGACAUUAUUUCCCUUUUGCAUAUUAUUUCAGAUAUUUAGGUUGAUUAAGCAUUUUUACCUACACAUGGAAAAAUGCUUUGUCACAGAAUUCUGAUUUUUAAGUAGUGGCCAUAAUAAUGCAUAUUUUCUACUUCAGACUAACAUUUAACUGGUCAGUUUCUUUGCUGAAAAGAAGUCAAACAGUGGUAAGACUAAGGGAUAAAGGAGCUUUCUGAUUCAGUUGUUGAGUAUGUACAACAGAAACAAAUGUCAGUUCAACAAGUCUUGUAAACCCUUGAUUUUUCAACAUGGAUUUAAAAAAGUUUGAUAUUAGAUAAUUGGUCAAUAAAGUUCUCUGGCCUUCUUCAUAAUGAACAGCAUUAAGAAGGUAGGAGUUUUAACUAGACAUUCUUGUGUGUGUACAGGGUGGACAUUGUGUUUGAAUCUGUUUUCUUAGACAAAUGGAAGCUAACUAAAUUUUCUCACUAACUGUGGAUAGAUGAGCUAGUGAAAAUAGUGAAGUAAGAAAUGGGGAAUAUAUCUAGAUAGGAUUGUAAUCUAUUGGUUGGACUGUGAAAGUGGCACAGAAGUCUGUGUGACUCCUUAAUUUUACUGUUGUGAAGAAUUAGUUGGCCAAAAUGGCAUCAACUGAGAACUUCUACUUAGCCCUGCAGUGGCUGAGGGAGUGAUGGAAGAAGAAUAUCAAGGUGACAAGAUUCUGGUUAAUUACAACAUCAUAUUCACAUUUUAAUUCCCCGAUUCCCAGAAUUUACAGGUACUGAAAUAUCUAUAUUCCAGCAGUAAGUGCAUAGAUUUCUGUAUUUAUUGCAUUUUGACCAAAAUUAAUUGAACAGUUCACAGUGUAAAUAUAGACUUUGUUUUUUUAUUAAAUACUUGAACUUCAUAUUCUCAUGAAAAAAGAUUUAAUGUACAUUUAAAAUAGCAAUGCUUUAGCUAUUUUAAUUAGAGAGGAUACUGGGGGGGUGGGGUAGGGUGGGGGGAGGAGUAAUC